This is a messenger RNA of Salvia splendens (bonfire salvia), 1059 nucleotides long. RefSeq names its product ethylene-responsive transcription factor 4. Gene Ontology annotation, biological process: regulation of DNA-templated transcription. The record is from RefSeq and is a predicted model, not a curated record. The transcript has a single exon. Gene Ontology annotation, molecular function: DNA-binding transcription factor activity; DNA binding. NCBI's taxonomy places the organism in Eukaryota, Viridiplantae, Streptophyta, Magnoliopsida, Lamiales, Lamiaceae. Bases 125 to 754 code for a protein of 209 amino acids.
CCAAACUGAAACCACACCUCAUUUCAACACCUCCUUUCUCUCUCCCUAAAACUAAUCGUUUCAAUUGAAAAUUCCGCCGCCUGUAUUUAGGCAGAGCGCGAGAAAAUAAAAAUAAAAAUCGGAAAUGGCGAUGAAGGAUAAGGUGAUCGGAAGCGCCAAGGCUAGCGGCGCGAAGGAGGUGCACUACCGCGGCGUGAGGAAGAGGCCGUGGGGGCGGUACGCCGCGGAAAUUCGCGAUCCGGGGAAGAAAUCGCGCGUCUGGCUCGGCACGUUCGACACCGCCGAGGAGGCGGCGCGUGCCUACGACGCGGCGGCGCGCGAGUUCCGCGGCGCGAAGGCGAAGACGAAUUUCCCCGCCACUGCCGUCCCCGCCGCCGUGCACAGCCCCAGCCAGAGCAGCACGGUGGAGUCGUCCAGCGCGGAUCUGAACGCGCGGGCUCCGGUGGAGCUGGAUCUCACGCGCCGUCUCGGCGCGGCUCCGGAUCGGGCUGUUACCGUCGCCGACGUCGGUCCGAUCGGAGGCUACCAGUUCCUGCGGCGGCAGCCGACGAUGGCGGUGCUGCCGAACGGGCAGCCGGUGAUCCUCUUCGAUCCGGCGAUGGCGGCGGCGUACGGGAUGGGGUACGGCCGCGGCGGCGCGGUGAAGAGCGAAUCCGACACCUCGUCGGUGGUGGACGAGAACAAUUUUGACGGUGCGGAGGCGAAGAGGGGGCUGGAUCUCGAUCUGAACAUGCCGCCGCCGAUCGAGGAUUGAAUUCCGUAGCCGGAGAUAAUAACUGAGGAAGAAGAAAACUGACGUUCGAUUUCUGUACAUAGAUUUGAAUUGAAGAAAGGAACCCUUGUUUUUUCGCAGCUAAGAGUAAUCUCUCUGGUUGUUACAACCGCCACCGGCGGCGAUUAGGUUUUGAUUAAUUCCGUUUUGUUGUUUUGGGAAAAAACAAAGAUUAAAAAAAAUCAUGUUAAAUUUUGAUGUUAGCUGAUUCAAUUUUCGCAUCAGAUCCAAGAAAUGUUGUUGAAUUGUAUUUGAUUCGUGAAUAAUAAUAGUGUCGUUUCAGAUAA